Sinocyclocheilus grahami is the source of this 3218-nucleotide messenger RNA. Its product is annotated as gap junction alpha-8 protein-like. The coding region runs from base 123 to 1301 and encodes 392 amino acids. Gene Ontology annotation, molecular function: gap junction channel activity. The transcript is spliced from 2 exons. Gene Ontology annotation, biological process: gap junction-mediated intercellular transport; cell-cell signaling. NCBI's taxonomy places the organism in Eukaryota, Metazoa, Chordata, Actinopteri, Cypriniformes, Cyprinidae. Gene Ontology annotation, cellular component: connexin complex. The record is from RefSeq and is a predicted model, not a curated record.
CGACAAGGAUUGGAGGCCAUAGGUGGGAACCAGAGAGCAAAAAGUUCACUUCACACCACAGUGUGCCAAGAGAAGGGGAACACAAAUACUCUGGAGCUCUUACUGUGUGCUGACAGUCAACCAUGGGUGACUGGAGCUUUUUGGGCAACAUCCUUGAGGAAGUAAAUGAGCAUUCGACAGUAAUCGGUAGGGUGUGGCUCACGGUCCUCUUCAUCUUCCGAAUCCUCAUCCUGGGCACGGCCGCAGAGUUCGUGUGGGGCGACGAGCAAUCGGAUUACGUGUGCAACACGCAGCAGCCGGGUUGCGAGAACGUUUGCUACGACGAGGCCUUCCCCAUCUCGCACAUUCGCCUGUGGGUGCUCCAGAUCAUCUUCGUUUCCACGCCUUCUUUGGUGUAUGUGGGCCACGCUGUCCACCAUGUACACAUGGAGGAGAAGCGCAAGGAACGGGAGGAGGCUGAGCUCAACAGGCAGCAAGAGAUGAAUGAGGAGAGGCUGCCGAUCGCGCCCGAUCAGGGAAGCGUCCGUACGGCCAAGGAGACGAGUACAAAGGGCAGCAAGAAGUUCCGUCUAGAGGGCACUCUCUUGAGGACCUAUAUCUGCCACAUUAUCUUCAAGACUCUCUUUGAGGUAGGCUUUGUGGUGGGCCAGUACUACUUGUACGGCUUCCGAAUCCUGCCGCUCUACAAGUGCAGCCGUUGGCCAUGCCCAAACACAGUCGACUGCUUUGUCUCAAGGCCUACCGAGAAAACUGUGUUUAUCAUCUUCAUGUUAGCCGUGGCCUGCGUCUCGCUUUUCCUCAACUUUGUGGAAAUCAGCCAUUUGGGUUUGAAAAAGAUCCACUUUGUGUUCCGUAAACCGGUGCAGCCACAAGUUGAGGGACCAGGGGCGGCCGAGAAGGCCUUGCCUUCCAUAGCGUCCUCCUCGAUCCAGAAAGCCAAAGGCUACAAGUUGCUGGAGGAGGACAAAGCCACGUCGCACUUCUUCCCUCUGACUGAGGUAGGGGGAAUGGAGGCUGGCCGGCUUCCAGCUCCGUACGAGCCAUUUGAGGAGAAAACGGACAAGGCGACAGCACCUAAGAAAGACGUGUCUAAGGUGUAUGACGAAACGCUGCCCUCCUAUGCCCAGACGACCGUGAUAGGACCGAACGCGGCGGCGGGAAUUGUAUGCAGGGAUGAAGACGAGGACGAGUUGGCCAUCGAAGCAGAUGUGGACGCCAGCGAGACGAUAGAAGACACGCGACCGCUUAGCAGCCUGAGCAAAGCCAGCAGUCGGGCAAGGUCAGAUGACUUGACGGUAUAAAUAAUAUAGAACUGGAUUAGAAGUGCAACAGUACCAACUGUAGUUUUGGAAAAAGCAUAGAAAGUAAAAACGAGAGCCUUUCGGCAACUGCGGCGAUACUUAUUAUACCAGCUCUUUAUUUCGAGGAAGAACAAGAUUUAAAAAAAUAAUGCUGUGCAAUUUUCAUGCGGAGACUUGAGAGCUUGAUUCGGUUUUUUAUACAGCAGUAUUUUUUGUACUGUUUUUAUCAAACAGUUAACAAACCAAAGUUAGAGAUCUGCAGCAGCUAGAUCUGCGUAGGGAGGAGUUGGGAUUUAGCAAAACUUUUUUUUAAAUAACAUUUUCUAUCCAGAAUUUUACUCGAAGGUGGGAUUCUGAUGUUUACAUUUUUUGGAUUAGCCAUUAGCUGAAUGUUGUAUGUGAUAUUAUUUUGUUAUUAUUCUGAUAAGAAAACUGUCAGGGCAUCAUCCUUUUCACCUCAAUAAGUUCAACCAUACAUGAUGAUAAAUACUCAAUCAAGCUUAUUGAUUUGUAUGUGAAUAGUACCGUAAUGGAUAUGUGUAUGUGUGAGGUGAAACAAAUGCUGAUAGUUGCACAGUCGUUCAUCAUGGCAUAGUAGCAAAAUAUAAAGUAUAUAUUAAAAUAAAUGACCACCGCUGAUGUACGUUCAACAUAACACCUUGUUUCUGGACUUACAUUAAGAGUCUCUGGAUUUGAUCAAUUUUAGGUUAGAGUGUAUCUAGCAAUAACUGUAAUUAUUACAUUAGCCAUAGAAAAGAUUGUAGGCCACAUUCUUUCUAGUCUCUCUGCGCAUACAGCCAUGAUGAUGAUGAUAAAGAUCACGCCCAAUCAGCACAAAGUAUUGUUCAGCAAGAGACAAUAAAACAACAUUACAUGACAUGUCACCGCAGACAGUCCGACAUCCUUGAUGUUUUUGGAAACAACAUCUUCAUACUUUGGUCUUCCAUGAUAUUUCAUUUUAAAAAAGGCUAAUUCAAAAUAUUUUAAAGGGUUUCACUCCUUUACUGACUUUUCAUUUUCACCAGAGACAUGUCUUAUAUUUUAAACCAUGCCUUAAAAUUGAGUAUGAAAUUUUAAGAAAAAAAGAAAAUCGGUUUGUAUAAAAAAAACAUGUAUAAGUUUCAGUUUUCGAUUGUUUAUUUGAUUUUAUUAUUUAUUUUAAUUAUUACUUCUGACCUAUUAAAUUGUCCCAUUGUUUGUAACAUUCUCACAGUUCUACCAAAGUCAUAACACAUAAUUUACUGAAAUGUAAUUCAUUAAAUCAAAAUGUGUUUAUGAUAACUGGUAUGUCAAAUAAGUUUUUUUCUUUUCCUCUCUACCCUGCUAAUGGUUUCAUAUUAGUUUAGACUGAAUGUAAAAUAGUUUUAUUUCAUGUUCUUCACUGUGUCUUUUCUCAGAACUGGCUAGUAGAAACAACAAUAAAACACUGAGGGCUAUUACUGAUAAGAUAAGCAUAGAGAAGCUUGCUUUUCAUGAUCUGUGAAAUGCAAAAGAUACAGCCACUGUGACACACAUUACCACAGAGUUUGCAGCAGAGGACACAUUCUACAUUUUGCUGUGGUCACAGACGAAUCAUAAAAGCACACAUCAGAUUUUGGGGUGAUGAGUGUAAAUCUGAUUAUUGAUUCUUAACUGUGAGUUUCAACGGCAAAAAGUAACUUUGUUUAAGGCCUUCUGCCAUUUUUUCCCCACAUCAUUUAUGAUUUCUUGAACAAGAAGAAAGAAAAAAACACUUGUUUUUUACUAACUUGUAGUCCUAUACAGAAAUGACUGUCAGUUGAAACCUGUGGAUAUAGCCAAUAAAAUGUCAUGUGUGGUCAACAAGACUGUCUGACAGUAUUUAUUAAUAUCACAGUGUGAAAAAUCAUUCUUUCCAACACAAGCAAGUUUACACAUACAGAUUUCACACACACAUCU